Geodia barretti is the source of this 1606-nucleotide messenger RNA. The record is from the annotation of a GenBank genome assembly. NCBI's taxonomy places the organism in Eukaryota, Metazoa, Porifera, Demospongiae, Tetractinellida, Geodiidae.
AACUGUUGGUGUUGAACUCUGGGUUAAAAGUGGACUCAACCAACACGAUGGCGCUGCUGCCGCAAGUAACGUUGCUAAUACCUGGCAUCCUGGCAGUAACGGGAGCUGUCUCCGUCGACGAAGACUUCUACAAAUGCGCAAACCCUGGAGUAAUAUUUCCCGGUUACCAAAGGCUGGAUCUAACGCUGAAGCUACCCUUCUACGGUGAAAAAUACAACACUCUUUUCGUAAGUUUCCUUGCCAGCCAACAUCAUGUAACUUUGAGAAGUUGCAGGUUACUACUAGGGGUACUGUUGAGUUUGCUUCACCACCCAGUGAUAUAUUUAUAGCUCCAUUCUCCGGGAACCUAGAGCCGGAUAGCAAUGAUGCAAACAGUUGUGUGAAAUUUUGCCGAGACACAGCGCAAACUAACAUAGAUAAGGCAGAAUGCCUUAUCCACCGCUAUACUGACUAUUCCUGCUUCAAAGCAAAAUACCUGAUCAUUGCUACAUGGGAUGAGGUUGGAUACCAGGAUUCUGUGGACAAUUCAGUGAAUAAUACAUUUCAGUGUGUAAUUGCAACGGAUGGUGAAAUGUCUUUUGCAAUAUUCCAAUACAACAUGCUGCAGUGGAAAGAUACUAGCCCUGCAUAUGUAGGAUUCAAUGGGACAAACAGCACUUGGAAGAUGCCCUGUUCAAUGACUGAAAACAUAGUCUCACUGGUCGAGACCAGUAAUGUUGGAGAGGAAGGUGUUUGGUUGUUCAGAAUUGAUCAAGAUACUAUUGAGCCAGCAUGCAGAGACAGGGCAAUGUGUGGAGAGGACCAGCUAUGCUCCUGCCUGAUAGACAACAACAACCAGCAAUGUCUCUGCAAGAACACAGCCAUGAGUGGUGAAGAUGAUUUGACGUGCAAUGUUGACACCGUGUGCCCAGACAACUGCAUUGUGACCGUUACACAAACAAUACCACCAUCUGAGACUCCAUGUGCAGAAGGAGUUCAACCAUCAGAUGGCUGCAGCAAUACCCCAGCGAUUGUUCUAGGAGUUUUGUUUGUACUUGCAACAGUCAUCCUUAUCAUAGUAGUAGUUAUCGUAAUAAUUAAGAAGCUGAAUAAGUACAUAAGCAUAUUUUUAAAUUUCUUGCAAGGUCAUUCUUAGCUAUAGAGUGCUGCACUUAUCGGUGUCAUGCUGUAUUAUUACAAACAAGAAUACAUACAACACACAAUAAUGUACAAAUACUUGUUUACAAAACAAUAAUGUCGAUGCAAAAGCAAAAUAAUAAUAAUAGCGUGUCAAACAGUACAAUAGAGUAGUUAAUAUCCUCAAUUAGUGAAAGUGAUGACAGAAACCUACACUACAUGCCCUACUUUAGCGGAGUUCGUCCUAUUCUCUUCAUAAUGAGGUGCAAACGAAGGGCCACGUCCCCAAUCAACGGCCGCUGAAUGCUCUCCCCGAGCCAACAAGAGCACAUCAACUCCCAGCAGUCCGUGUCGAACCGCGGUAACCUUUCCGGUCUUAACCCCUUCCUCACCGACGUCCAGAGCUGUUCCUUGUUCUGACAGGCGUCGAACGCCCCGGGGAGUUUCGUGUCGUUGGCACAGAUGUACCAGAAGAGGAUUCCGAAUGCGU